This is a messenger RNA of Chara braunii, 1799 nucleotides long. NCBI's taxonomy places the organism in Eukaryota, Viridiplantae, Streptophyta, Charophyceae, Charales, Characeae. The record is from the annotation of a GenBank genome assembly.
GGAGGAUAUGGCGGCCUCUCUUCGCUGGUGGACACUGUACAGCUCUUUCUGUGCAAUAGCACAGCAGACAUUGCGGCUGCUCUUCCUGUCCACACUCUGCAGUUGCAUGCUCGGCUUCGUCGUUGCCGCUCAGAAAGAAACAGACCGUCAUCGUUUCCCGUCAUCUGCCAUGGCUAUGGGCGAUUCCCUAUCAUACACCAACGGUCAUGGGGGCUCGCCCGGCGUCGGAAUGCGUACCGCCGACGACCGGUCGCUCGCUUCAGAAGAUCUGUCGCCGUCCAUCACGCUUGUCACGCAGGAUUUGUUUGUCCGUGACGUCAACGGCGCAGCCGGGACGCCGAGGGUCGUGCUCGUGCACACACCCGAGGCGCUCUUCAAUUCCACCAGGUCCCCACUCAAUGAAUCCUCAGGCUCGGGUUAUGAGUGCCAAACGUUUUAUAGAAAUAUAGUGUUUCUCCCCAACAGCACGCGAUUUUUCUCUAUCCUCGAGCAGAGCUGCGUCACAAAGAACUAUACUCAUCAACAAAACUUAGAAACGAAUGAGUCAGUGGGGAUUUCCGAUUGGAGCUUUACCUUUAGAGAGAUGUCCGUGCGACAGGCAGAUCUGCUGCCCGUGAGGCAGGGGUUGAAGCCUAUAGCAGACGAGACAGUGUUAAGCUACUGGUGGCCGGAGAACAGUACGGACGGGGAGAGAGUCUCGUCGCCCAUUCUGUACCAGGAAGACCGGACCGAUCCACUCAUGUCAUCGAUUCCAUCCAUGGCUACGCUCUCCUGCAUGGACAUCGCCAAGAAUGGCACGCACCUAGUCUUGUCCUCGUCUGGAUUCAAGAGAUGGCUACUCACGUCUCUGUCAACGAGCAACGGCAGUCGAUCGUUCAUCAUGAAUCUGACGCGUGACGUGAUGUCAGUUCAAGGGUUGGCUUUCGACCGCAGCAAGACGAAACUCUUCGCCACUCUGAGCUUCCUCACCCCUGCCGAUGUAGUCAAGGGCGGCGGCCGUCUCUGGGUCCGCCUAGUGUCUGCUGACGUGGACGAAUCUGGUUACCCGGUUAAAUCCGACGGUGGUGAUACGCUGGGGGACCCUUUUCACACCGUGCACCGGCUUGGCAGCCCGCCUGAUCCAGAGAGAGAUAUGCGUGGCAGCGAUGUUUCUUUGAGCCCUCACAGCGUCACCUCUAGCGGAAGGUGCAUAUACCUUAUGAAUACCAUGUCAAUGGAUGUGAUUGGAGUGGAUCCCUCGACCUCCAAACUCACUCCUGUGAUGGGCCGUGGCAUCGAGACCAAGCCUUUCGCCAUUUCGCCUUACAGGACUCCGUCUAGUGCAUUUUACGGGACUCAGUAUACAGCAGCGACGGAUAUCGCAGCGACAUUGGACGGUUGUAAUCUGUUCAUCACAGGUGGCGUUGAUGACCCGGAUACUGUGUCCAUCACAGGUAAGCCUUCGACCGGGCUUGUAUGGGUGAAGAUGAGGAGUAGAUGCGGCAAGGCACAGAGCGCGGAGGUUGUGGCGCGCUACAACAGCCACGAGGCCACCGGGAUUGGAAGCCUGGCUCUUCAGGAGCUGGAAGGUCGGCUGUUCCUGUACGUCGGCUCUACGGACGGCCGCAUCUUCGAGCUGGAGAUUAGCCGGUCCCAACUGCAUGUAUGCUCCGACAGAAGCCGACGUCUGAGGCCGCCACCCCUCUCUCUUCUCAUUCCCUUUCUUCAUCUCCUUACUUUCGUCAUGGCUGUCCUCUCCGUCGUUGUUGCCUUAUGAAAGAGAUCCCAGGCGAUUCAGGGUAGCGUAGCCCCAGAGCUUC